AAUUCUAAAAGGAUCUCUCCCUUUCUCAAUAUAUAGCUUCUCCAUACGCCGGUUUCCUCCUACAUUGACCUCUCUCUCCCUAUCCCCGUUUCCCCUUAUAUUUAGCUGCUCUGCCGGCCGCUUUCCUUUAACGUAACCCGUCCUCAACUCUCCCUGGUCUGUCUCUCUUUCUCUAUCUCUCUAUCCCGCAAGGGAAAAUCUGAAGACGGUAUUUCUGGUUCACGCCUCUUCCUUCUUCCGUCGAUCCAAAAGGAGAUAGUUCAAAACACUGGGAGCGCUGUCAUGGAAUCCAGAACUCUCUCUGUCUCUUCCUCCUCUUGCCGAGCUUCCAUUUCCCGGCGUUCCGUUUUCUGACUCGCUGUCCACUUGCACGGGCAUUUCCUUUCUCCGACCCUUGUUUGGCAGCGUCAGAACUCCCAGAUUUCUUCCCUUUUACGUCGUUUGCAAGACAUAGAAUUCCCGGAUUCCUACCCAAACAAGGACUCUGCCUUUCUUUCCUGAUCUCUUCAAUCACAAUGGAUUCCAUGGAAAAGAAGUCCCAAGCAAAAUGGAGAACCGGAUCGCAACAACGCAAUUACGCCCGAAAACUGAUGCAGGCGCUCCGCCACGUCCGCCAAAAUACCAUGGCGGCGGCGUCGCCCUCCCGAGCCGUCCGAGAAGCCGCCGACCGCGCUCUCGCGGUUGCGGCAAAAGGCCGCACCAGGUGGAGCCGAGCCAUUCUCUCGAGUCGAGGCGGGCUAAGUGUCGUCAGAAAACCGCGGAAGUUCAGAGCACGCUGCUCGAUCAGAAGCCGAACGCCCAAUAAGCUCAGGGGAGCCGCAACCAGAAAUACGGAACUUAAUGGGCGGGUCCGCAUCCUGGGGAGGUUAGUCCCCGGCUGCCGGAAAAUGUCUUUUCCGACCAUCCUGGAUGAAGCAAGGGAUUACAUUGCCGCGCUUGAGAUGCAGGUGAUGGCCAUGAGAGCCGUCGCCGAGCUGCUUUCCGCGCCGGCAGCGUUACCGAGCGCAGUUAGUGGGUCUGGAUUUUAAGAACUCAGCUGUCCGGUCGCCGCUACUUUUUCUUGUACUCCUUUGUUUUCUCCUUUUCCUUUUUCGUGUUCUUGUAUUUGUUUUCAGUUCAUUUCCUAAAGUGGAAAAAAAGUUUUCCCUAGUCUUCAUUAGGGAAAUUCACCAAAUUUUGCCGGCUCCCUAUCCCUUUUCCAGUUAAAAUGAAAUACAGGCUUUCU
Molecule: messenger RNA, 1225 nt
Organism: Nymphaea colorata (pocket water lily)
Lineage: Eukaryota; Viridiplantae; Streptophyta; Magnoliopsida; Nymphaeales; Nymphaeaceae
Product: transcription factor bHLH148-like
Exons: 1
Coding region: 516-1028 (170 amino acids)
Biological process (GO): regulation of DNA-templated transcription
Molecular function (GO): protein dimerization activity
Source: RefSeq, a predicted model, not a curated record